Molecule: messenger RNA, 558 nt
Organism: Magnolia sinica
Lineage: Eukaryota; Viridiplantae; Streptophyta; Magnoliopsida; Magnoliales; Magnoliaceae
Product: agamous-like MADS-box protein AGL3
Exons: 2
Coding region: 1-558 (185 amino acids)
Biological process (GO): positive regulation of transcription by RNA polymerase II
Molecular function (GO): protein dimerization activity; DNA-binding transcription factor activity, RNA polymerase II-specific; RNA polymerase II cis-regulatory region sequence-specific DNA binding
Source: RefSeq, a predicted model, not a curated record
AUGGGGAGAGGGAGAGUAGAGCUGAAGAGGAUCGAGAACAAGAUAAACAGGCAGGUGACGUUCGCCAAGCGAAGGAACGGAUUGCUGAAGAAAGCAUACGAGCUUUCAGUUCUCUGCGAUGCUGAGGUCGCUCUUAUCAUCUUCUCCACCAGAGGCAAGCUCUAUGAAUUCUGCAGCAGUCCCAGGGGAUCCCUGGAAAAAUACUACACUGACUUGCAAAGUCUUUGGCGUGAGAUUGAUUUUCGAUGUCCAAAUCCAAUGGAGUGCCCUACUGACAUUCAAAGGUAUAAUAAUCUCCUCCAAGAAGAUCGGGUCUAUGUCUUCUUUGAUGGCCUUGACGAUAAGCUGGACAACAUCCACAGUGACGUGUUGCAGCUACACUCGUUUCCCACCAUGGAGCAAGCUUAUGCUCAUGUCCGUAGAGAGGCCCUUCGCCAGGUGGUGAUGAACGCAGGUGAUCAUGAACCUCCAGGAGUUGUGCUUGCUUCAAGAGGCCUCAAGCUUGGGUUCUCUGGAUCGACUCCUCAGCAUCAUGGAAAAUCUGUCUCUAAAGGCUGA